This is a messenger RNA of Vigna umbellata (rice bean), 2782 nucleotides long. NCBI's taxonomy places the organism in Eukaryota, Viridiplantae, Streptophyta, Magnoliopsida, Fabales, Fabaceae. The record is from RefSeq and is a predicted model, not a curated record.
UUCAUGUUUCAAAUUUUGUAUUUCUCAUAUAUAUAUUUAUAUAUAUAUUCCCCUGAUUUUUGUAUUAUUGUAUUACUGUUCUUUAGUUCUGAGAAGUCGAAAAGUAGUUUGAUGUGUGCAUGUGUUAGCAUGGUUGGUUGUCUCUGUGACUGAACCGCUACUUUUGUAUUGUAAGUUGGAGCUGUGUUUAGGAGACUGCCUCAGUUCUUUGCAAGUAGAGCUUUUGAGGGGUUGACUCUGGCUUUAGUUGCCGCAAGAUUGAAUCUUUGAGGUUCGGCGAAGGGAAAUUAUCCAAAUGAGUACUAUGCUGUAUUAUUUUGAGUAGUGACUCGGUUUGAUUCCUGACAAUUUUAUGGUUAAAUAUAUUCUUCUUUAAAAAUAUGGAAGUUAUUUUAAUCCCUAGAGUCAUCUAUUUUCUUCCUGCUGAGAAGAGAAAGAACAUAUACGGCGUGUGACUGAUUAUUAUGGAUUAUGUGGGUUUUUAUAUGUUAUAUUUUUCAUGGAUUGAUGUCUCACCCCUUUUAAGGAUCAUCCUCUCUCAGCCUUAUGGGGGAUGAAUUUCGAUUAAAGAAUGGCGCAAGAUAUUGGUACUCCACCAGUUCCUUUUGAUUUUGAACUCUUGGUUGGUGAUCCUGAGAACCUUAGAACUGUCAAAGCCUCAUCCAGCAGCACGGACCCAUGGAUUGAACCUGAAAGGCUGAAACUUAGACACAGAAUUGGUAGAGGCAUCUUUGGUGAUGUUUGGUUAGCAACUCAUCAUCAGUCAACUGAAGAUUAUGAUGAGUAUCAUGAAGUUGCUGCAAAGAUGCUACCCCCUAUCAGAGAGGAACAUAUGAAGACUGCAUUAGAGAAAUUUUUUGAGUUAUAUUUUCAGUGCCAAGGAGCGGCUAGGGUGUUUUGGCUACUUGGGAUUUCAAUUUUAAAUGGAAGGAUAUGCAUCAUUAUGAAUUUUUAUGAGGGAUCGGUUGGUGAUAAGAUGGCUAGACUCAGAGAGGGAAGGAUUUCAUUGCCUGAUGUUCUUAGGUAUGGUAUCGAUCUGGCUCAAGGUAUUCUUGAACUUCACUCAAAAGGGAUCCUAGUUCUCAACCUUAAACCAUCCAACGUGCUUCUCAAAGAUACUGAUCAAGCAAUACUGGGAGAUGUUGGUAUUCCAAAUAUUCUCUUUGGUUCCUCAUUCCUAAGCUCAGAUACUGCCAAUAGGCUUGGUACUCCAAAUUACAUGGCUCCAGAACAAUGGCAACCAGAAGUCAGAGGCCCUGUAUCCUUUGAAACAGAUUCAUGGGGGUUUGGGUGUACUAUUGUGGAAAUGUUGGUUGGUAACCAACCUUGGUAUGGGUGUCCUGUUGGUGAAGUAUAUCGAUCAGUUGUUGAAAAUUAUGAAAAACCCCAGAUUCCUGGUGGCCUUCCUUCUUCAGUUGAAAAUGUCCUCAGUGGCUGCUUUGAAUAUGACUUGAGGAAUCGCCCUUCAAUGGUAGAUAUUCUGUCUGUCUUUAGAAGCGCACGGAAUGCAAUGGUCAACGAUGGAGGAUGGAGAUAUCUUGGAAUUCACAAAACAUUAGAAAAAUCAAGUAGCACGGGCUACACACAGUGGUCCCUCUCAAAGGAUCAUCUUCAGGUGGGCGAUACCGUGCGCUCUAGAAAGCCUUCCAAUUCAUGCAAUCCACAGAACAUGGAGGUCCCAGAAGGAAAUGUUGUCGGCAAUGCAGAUCAUGGAUUUGUUUUAGUGAGGCUCCAUGGAGUUCAUGACCCUGUAAGGAUUCAUGCGUCAACUCUUGAACGUGUCACCAAUGGUUUAGGAGCCGGGGAUUGGGUGCGCAUUAAGGAAGAAGAUGAUAAACACUCGCCAGUGGGUAUUCUUCAUUCUAUCAAUCGUGAGGGCAGAGUGACUGUUGGAUUUAUAGGCCUACGAACUCUUUGGAAAGGAAACUGUUCAGAACUUGAAAUGGCAGAGUCUUACUGUGUGGGGCAAUUUAUUAGGCUGAAACCCAAUGUUCUAAGUCCCCGGUUUGAAUGGUUGCGUAGAAGGGGAGGUACCUGGGCUACUGCUAAGAUUUCUUGGAUCCUACCAAAUGGAUGUCUGGUUGUCAAGUUCCCUGGCAUGUUGAACAUCUGGAAUGCACCAAACACUUAUUUGGCUGAUCCCUCUGAGGUUGAUGUGGUUAGUUUUAAGAAUUGUCCAAAUAUGAUAGAAAAGUAUCAACAUGUUGAGGAUCACCACUGGGCAAUUAGACCUGUUCUAAUUGCAUUUGGCCUUCUUAGCACUGUUAAACUAGGGAUUUCAGUUGGAAAAAAAAUUGGCAGGAACAUGAAUGUGAAUGCAAUGGAGAAUGAAAAUCAUUAUACUGAUAGCCAGAAUGCUAGCAGCCCUACAUCUACAUGGAAAUCUUCAGUAGCUAACAUCCUUUUCAGAGAAGGUAGUUAACAUGUCCACUGGGCGGUAGUUUUACCCCUUCAAUCUCAAUAUUAUUUCAUCAGCUGUUCUGCCAUGUUGCUGUUUGACAAACAUGUCACAUGAGAAUUGUAAUUAUGUAUAGAUGCCAACACUGAAUGUAAAAAUUGUACAAAUGCCUUACAAACAAAAAUAGCCAGCUAUGUUCAUACUUAGUUUCCACAAAUGCUGACCAUAAUGAACACUGGAAAAUUCAUGAUAUACUUGUCCCUGAAGCAUUGUUUGACUGGAUUGUACCGUUGAAGUUGUGAAGUAUGUUGAUAAAUGCUUGUAAGAAACUCUCGUAUACACUCUAAACACGUUCACUAAAAUUUCCAUUAAGGUAUUGCUUUC